This is a messenger RNA of Colias croceus (clouded yellow), 1916 nucleotides long. RefSeq lists its product as uncharacterized. The coding region runs from base 395 to 1696 and encodes 433 amino acids. The transcript has 8 exons. The record is from RefSeq and is a predicted model, not a curated record. NCBI's taxonomy places the organism in Eukaryota, Metazoa, Arthropoda, Insecta, Lepidoptera, Pieridae.
UUCUGCUUCUUGCGAAGUUGCGAAUUAUUUUAUUUUCGUGUUAUUUUCUGAGUUGCACAUUGGUUGUAUAUUUUUUCGAUUUUUAUACUAGUUUCAAGUUUCAACUCACAAAAUCAAAAUUCCAAAUUGGGAGUACAACAAUAUUUGAUUAGUGCUUUGAAUACUUAGAGAACAUUCACAACUUCUUGUGUACCUACUAUAAAAAGUUGUUGACGAAUGACGCUACGAACUCAUGUUUAAUUUACCAUCUAUCCAUCUUUAAGAUCAUUUAUAUUUGAAACGAUAACCUUUAACAUUUUAUUCAUAAAUUUCCUCGACAAAUUAAGUGAAUAUGUGAUGACCUGUGCCAAGUGAAGAUUUAUUUACAUUAUGUCGUGACGGAACUGUAAGAAUAAUGUUAACGGUAUUAUUAGUGGUACUUCUAUGUGCUAUAUCGAACGCGGACGUCGAGACGCAGUGCAGUAACAGUACCGAGACGAGGCUUAGCUUCUUGCCAGCUAACGAUGAAGUGGAUGGAAGGUACCGGGUGGAGUGGUGUACGACGCCUAAAUCGAAGGACAAGGUGACGAGCUGGGAGCUCACGUUACGAUGCAAAGAAAACACCACCGCAGACAAAUGCCACGGUGAUGCCUUUCUGUAUGUCAGACAGGGCCACUCGUUUUUCAACAAAGAUGUGAAUAUUACACAUUUAAAUUGUAGCAAUGUAUGUUUCGCUACUAACCUUGAUCUGAUAUUCAAUGGGACUUGUUAUUUAGUUAAGACAUUUCUACACUAUGGGAAAAUCAGCGGCAGUCCAGAAGACCAUUUAUUUUAUAUUACAAAUGAAUUUCCCAAGGAACGUUUCACUAACAGUGAAACAAGGAUCUCCAUACAGAGCUUUAGCAAUGAGCAUCUCACAGUCAAGUGGUACUUGAGCUACAUUCCAGCGACGGACUACACAAUGAGCUUAUGUGCGCUACUCAACACUACUAAUGAUGAACACUGCUGGGACGUGUCGCGCAACUGCAGUGCGGGCGGGCGGCGGCAGAGCGAGGUGCGCUGCUCGCUGCGCGCCGCGUACGGGCGCUACAACAUGCGCCUGCAGCACUGCGCGCCCUGGGACACCUCGCCGCUCUUCCGCCGCGUCACCAACGCGAACCGCGUCUUCAAUCAUGUGGUGGAGCAGUCGCUGCGCGUAGAGGGCGGUAGUAGUGCGCUGUGGUGGGCGGGCGCCGCGCUGCUGCUGGCGCUGCUGCUCGCCGCGCUGCUGGCCGCCGCCGCGCGCUGCCGCCGCAAGCCGCCCGUGCAAUGGCCGCCACAAGAGGGCAAAGUGCAGGAGGGCGCUGCGGCCGGCGCGCGAGACAAGAUCCUGCUGCUGUACGCGCGGGACUGCGCGCCGCUCAUGUGCCUCGCCGCGCGCCUGCGGACGCUGCUGGCGCGGGCUACGGACGGACAGGUGUACGACCUCUACGCGAUGAGCACGUGGCGGAUGGCGGCCAGCGCGCCGGGCGAGUGGGUGCGGCGUGCGUUGGCGCGGGACGACGUGCGCGUGGUGCUGCUGCAGGCGCCCGCCGCCGCGCAGCUGUGCGCCGCCACGCAGCGGGACCACCUCGCGAGUGAGUGCGUUAGCGCGGGACGACGUGCGCGUGGUGCUGCUGCAGGCGCCCGCCGCCGCGCAGCUGUGCGCCGCCACGCAGCGGGACCACCUCGCGAGUGAGUGCGUUAGCGCGGGACGACGUGCGCGUGGUGCUGCUGCAGGCGCCCGCCGCCGCGCAGCUGUGCGCCGCCACGCAGCGGGACCACCUCGCGAUGGAGCAGCCGCUGCUGGGCCGGGCGGUGGCGCGGCGCGCGCCGGCGGCGGCGGACGCGCUGGCGGCGCUGGCGCUGCGCCUGCUGCACGAGACCGCGCACACCCGCCCCAACCACGCCUACCGCAA